Molecule: messenger RNA, 8610 nt
Organism: Oncorhynchus nerka (sockeye salmon)
Lineage: Eukaryota; Metazoa; Chordata; Actinopteri; Salmoniformes; Salmonidae
Product: mitochondrial ubiquitin ligase activator of nfkb 1-A-like
Exons: 6
Coding region: 4881-5951 (356 amino acids)
Biological process (GO): protein ubiquitination; organelle organization
Molecular function (GO): ubiquitin-protein transferase activity
Source: RefSeq, a predicted model, not a curated record
CUUGAGAAAUAAUCACGAGAGUGAUACGGUGUUGUAUUCUCAAGUCAACAUUUAGUUCAAUGAGAAAAAGACCGCGAAUUUCCCCAGGAAUAUGGGUGGAGACCAGAGCAAUCGAUCUCCGGCUCAUAGAUUAAAAGCAUUUCGUAGAUCACAGAUUAACACUUUUAGGCACCACAAAAUAAAGUAAUCAAUAUAACGUUUACACAUUACUCUCACAAUUCGUACCCUUUGACAGAUUUGAACUUUAACACAAUUAUAUGAAUGUUAUCAAUCUCUAUCAACUAAUACUGAAUGCAUAUUUUAACCUUAGAUGUUUUAAGAUCCUCACAUACUAUGAACUUACUCAUACUUUUCAAUGUAUAACAGGCUAUGAAUAUGUCCUUUAACCUGUCACAUAAGCAUUUCACUGUUAAUCUACACCUGUUGUUUAUGGAAUAUGUGACAAGUAACGUUUGAUUUGAUCAAGCUAGCCCAGGAAUGUACUCUAAAGUAGUGUAGGCGAGCCUACCGUCCAAGGUCCUUAUGUUAUUUUCAGAGAGAGACUGGCUGUGACAGCCAAAUACUCCAUUUCUAAAUGUGAAUCCAUUUCUCUAUUGCAUAACGUUUCUAGAAACAUAAAGCCCCUUUACUUUCAUAUCGCAUCAAAAUAAUUUCGCACAUGCUAAAUAUACACACUACACUGUUUUAACUGGCUUCAUCACAGUUGCAGCCGACAGUAUUUUUCAGUUACAACUAGGGUUGCAAAGGGUCGGGAAACCUUUUCCAUGGGAAGUUAAGCCCCGGAAUUUGGGGAAUUUAGUUUAUAUUCAUCAAAAAAGAUAACUUAGAACAGUGAACUUUUUUUUGUGGGAUACACAAGGCAAUUCUAGGUGUUAUCGCAUAUUUUGUUUAAACUAUCCCCAAUUCAAUGGAAUUACAGCUGACUCUCAAGAUCUUGCACACUAAUGAGAUGCUAUUGAGCCCACGCUAUUACACUGUCUGAGCCAAGGACUACAUGCUUUCUGGAAAAUGCCACGGGCACUGUCCCGAUGUGUGGAGACAUUUCACUGCAGCUAAUGUAGAAGAAAAAGCUGUGUACAUUUGCAAAUACUGUGCCAAAUCAUAUGUGGAGUAUGCAACAAAGAUGCAGAAUCUGGCCAAGUACAUAAAGUUCCCUCAGCGCUCACAACAAGCAACCUCUGACAAAAGUCCCUCUACUCCUAUUCAAGGUGAAAAUGAUGAAUCAGACACCUUAUCGAUGGCAACAGCUCAUGGACCUCCUGGAAUCAGAAGGAUGAUUCAAUGGAGGAACGUAGUCCGGGAAAUGCAGAUGAAUGUCUUGCUCGAGCUGUGUAAGCAACUGGUUCACCUCUGAUGCUCACAGGCAACGUGUACAUCAACAAUAAACUAACAUGGUGUGCUUGGACCAAGACAGUCGUGAAGAGGGCACAACAAAACCUAUUCCCCCUCAGGAGACUAAAAAGAUUUGGCAUGGAUCCUCAGAUCCUCAAAAGAUUUUACAGCUGCACCAUCGAGAGCAUCCUGACAGGUGGCAUCACUGCCUGGUAUGGCAACUGCUCGGCCACCAACCGGAAGGCACAUCAUAGGGUAGUGCAUACGGCCCAGUACAUCACCGGGGUCGAGCUUCCUGCCAUCCAGGACCUCUAUACCAGUCGGUGUCAGAGGAAGGGCUGAAAAAUUGUCGAAGACUCCAGUCAUAGAUUGUUCUCUCUACUACCACACGACAAGCGGUACCUGAGCACCAAGUCUAGGUCCAAGAGGCUUCUAAACAGCUUCUACCCCCCCCCCCCCAAGCCAUAAGACUCCUGAACUGAACAGUUUAUCAAAUGGCUACCCAGACUAUUUGCACCCCCCACGCUUCUACUACUCUGUUAUCUAUGCAUAGCCACUUUAACAACCCUACCUACAUGUACAUAAUUACCUCGACACCGGUGCCCCUGCACAUAGACACAUUGACUCUGUACCGGUACUCCCUGUAUAAAGCCCCGCUAUUGUUAUUUGCUGCUGCUCUUUAAUGAUUUGUUUUUCUUAUUGCAUAUUAUUAUUUUUUGUGUGUGUAUUUUCUUAACUGCAUCGUUGGUUAAGGGCUUGUAAAGUAAGCAUUUCACUGUAAGGUUGUAUUCGGCGCAUGUGACAAAUAACGAUUUGAUUUAUUGGAAGAGAUUUCUCCCAGCAUACACCUCUCCAACCAGACAUGCUUUAUCUACUCAUUUGCUGAAUGCAGAGUUCAAGUGAAGGAAGUAAAUCAUAGAGAAAGCAGACUGUAUUGCAAUCCUCUCUGAUAGUUGGACAAAAUAUUCGUGGGCAAGGAAUAAUUAACUACAUCAUCUCCACUCCUCAGCCAGUAUUCUACAAGAGCACAGACACAAGAGACAACAGACACACCGGUCUCUAAUUUACAAAGGAGCUGAAGGCAGUCAUCAAUGACCUUGGACCACAGAAGGUAUUUGCACUGGUUCGCAGCAUUGUCUGUCACCUGACGGCUGCUUGGUCUAAAGUGGAGGAGUCCUACCCUCACAUCACCCAUUGGCUGUGCUGCUCAUGCAUUGAAUCUGCUCCUCAAGGACAUAAUGGCACUGAAAACAAUGUAUACACUACAAGAGAGCCAAGGAAAUGAUUAGAUAUGUGAAGGGUCAUCAAGCAGCAGUCUACCUCACCAAGCAAAAUGAGAAGAAUAAGAGCACCACAUUGAAGCUGCCCAGCAAUACCUGUUGGGGUGGUGUUGUCAUCAUGUUUGACAGUCUCCUGGAGGGGAAGGAGUCUCUCCAAGAAAUGGCCAUAUCACAGUCUGCCGAUAUGGACAGCCCCAUCAAGAGAAUCCUCCUGGAUGAUGUAUUUUGGGAGGGAGUGGUAAGCAGCCUGAAACUCCUGAAACCUAUAGCAGUAGCCAUUGCACAGAUUGAAGGAGGCAAUUCCAUCCUGUCCAUUCAUCUGCUUGCAGAUGUAAGAGAAGAAAUCCAUACUACCCUGCCCACUUCACUGUUGCUCCAAGCAGAGGAAAUUGCAGUUCUGAAAUGCAUCAAAAAGCGUGAAGACUUCUGCCUGAAGCCCAUCCACGCCGCAGCGUACAUGUUGGACACCAAGUAUGCUGGCAAGAGCAUCCUGUCUGGUGCAGAGAUCAACAAGGCCUGCGGUGUCAUCACUACCGUGUCUCACCACCUUGGCCUGGAUGAGGGCAAGGUUCUUGGCAGUCUGGCGAAGUACACUUCCAAGCAAGGGCUUUGGGAUGGAGAUGCAAUAUGGCAGUCGUGCCAACAUAUCUCAUCAGUCACCUGAUGGAAGGGACUUUGUGGAUCUGAGGCUCUUUACCCUGUUGCCUCCAUCAUCCUCCAAAUCCCACCAACAUUAGCUGCCUCAGAGCGCAACUGGUCCUUCUUUGGGAACACGCACCAAAGCACGCAACAGGCAGACCAAUGCAAGGGUUGCAAAAUUGGUGGCCGUCCGGACAAAUUUGAGGCUUUUUGAGCCUGACAACGAGCCAUCCUCAACACGGUUGGAAAGUGACAGUGAAGAUGAGGCCUCAGUAUGAUGUUCAAGAGGUGGACAUUGAGGAGGUCCAGGGAGAAGACAUGGAAGCCGGAGAGGAAGACAACCAAAGCUUUAUUUUCUAGACUAUCAUUUUACAGAUGUUGAAUGUUUUUGGGAGAUGCGAUGGAUCAUUCAAUAUUCCCUUUUGUUGUUGAGUGAAAUUAUCCCAUGUGAAGAGUCAACUCAUUUAAUUAAAGUUCAAUUCGUUAAAAAAAAAGUUCAUUUGGAAGGAUUUAAUCAUUUGCAAUGAUGUCUACUUAAGACAAGGUCAAAGGUUUGUUUUUGUCUCCAUAUGAUAUGGUAAAUAUAUCCAAUUCAAAAACCAAACCAAUGGUAUUAAUAUUAAUUCUCAUAUAUUCCAGUUAAUCCCCACGGAAAGUUUCCACCUCUGAAUAUUCCCCAAAAUGUGCAACCCUAGUUACAACACAUUUCCGGUGGCCUUCUUCUAAUCAGCAGAGGUGGUUGCCACUGUCUUCCGUCUGUCUUCCACAGUAACAUAGAGAUAUGGCUGUAUGGGAACACUAACCCUAUGAAGGUCAUUUAACCUUUUGGUUUUUUAGAAAAGUAUUUCUCGCUCAUAUGAAAAACCGUACCGCAAGUGAUCCGUGCUCACAUUCAAGACCGACCGUUGGUGUUCUUUACGAAAGUCCAAUGGGAAGAAAAUACCUUCAUCAAUAGGCGUUAAUUUGGUAUUAUCUAGCUAAACCAGUUCUAGUUAGCCAAGGAAUGUAAAGACCGUGUCAAUCACCUGGAAGUCAAUAAAUGGUAUUUGAACCCAAGCGCCUUCAUCGUAUGACAUCUAGAAAGACUGAUGUAGGUACCCCAUUCAAAAAGGUAGCUAUAAUGCCACCUACACAGAUUGUAAGUCAUCAAUGAAAUGAAACACAUGUCCAACUUUGUUGUGCUUGUGAGUGAAGGCACUGAAUAUGCAAAUUGUCAUAAUUAUCUGUGUAAUACUAUAGUAUAGGAUUAUGAUAUAUUUGAAAUGUAUUUUCUUAGAUUAUAACGUCGUAUAACCUAACCCAAUCAAAUGUGAAUACCCAACAUAUUUUUGUGCAUCUUUGCAUUCUGAGUAGCCUAAUCCAGUUUACUGUCAAAGUGAAAAUAAAUAGCAACCAGCGUUCUGACACUGUGCUGUCAAAAUAAAAUUAUAGACAUUUUCAAGCAUUUCACUGACAUUUCAAAGAGAAUCGUGCAGCUGAAGAUUUAAUUGAGGCUCGUUUGAGUGACUCAUGGCCCCCUUGCUUUCAUGCUGAAGAACAUCCUUCAUAUAACUUGUCUGUCUGUUUCUGAACUGUAGGCCUGUUACCAGGGGGGUGAGAAGAGACUGUGUGGAGUGUGUGUUGGGGGGGAUGGAGGAGUUUCCAGUGAGGAUGGUGGAAGGGCUGUGUCUAGGCACCAGCUUGGCUAUAUCUGGUUUCUUCUACUACAUCUACAGGAAAAAGAGGAAAACGUUGGACAAGCUCAAUGAUGCACCACAGUUGACUUUGGAUGGGAAACUGGCAGACCUUUUGAACGUGACACCGGGAAAGUGUCUGCAGUAUGUUGUCAUUGAAGGGGCAGUGCAGCCUCUGGGGGAGCCUUUGAGGAGUCAGUUCCAGGAAGGCACUGUGGGGGUGGUGCAGAAACUCAUGCUGAGGGAACACAAGCUGGUGUGGAAUAGCCUGUCUCGCAACUGGACGGACAGUGAGCGUGUGCUGCACCAGAGGGUGAACGCGGUACCCUUCAGCCUGGUCGGGUCGGACCAGGCCAACGUGAGGGUGCUGUGUCCCCUGGAGGCCUCGGGUCUAGAGAUGGAGAUCAUCCAUGAGAAGUUCCACCAGGCCACCUAUGGUUUUACCGACAUCAUCGGGCAGUACCUCAGUGGAGAGAAGCCCAAAGGCCAGCUGGAGACUGAGGAGAUUCUCAAGGUUGGCGCUACUCUGACAGGUGUAGGCGAGCUCAUCCUGGACACGGACCGGGUGCUGAAGCUCCGCCCGCCCACUGACGGCUCGGAGUACUUCCUCACCACGGCAGACUUUGAGUCCCUGCGGCUGGAGCAGGAGGGCCAAGCGGUGGUCUGGCAGGUCCUGGCCUCUGUGUUCGCCCUGGCCGGGUCCGCCAUCCUCUUCUGGUUGGGCCACCGCUACUACCGCAGCCUGAGGGUCCGCUGGGACCAGGAACGGCUGAGGAGGGAGUUUGAGAGGUUGGGUGCUGGUGGCACGGGGGAAGGGUCUACGGCUGGGGAUACACAAGAGGGGUCUGGGGAGCAGGCGACCUUGGAAAACGCCUGUGUGAUCUGCCUGACCCAGCCGCGUAGCUGUGUGCUGCUGGAGUGUGGGCACGUGUGCUGCUGCUACAGCUGCUACCAGGCCUUGCCCCAGCCCACCUGCCCCAUAUGCCGGCAGGCCAUCAAGAGGGUGGUGCCCCUCUACCAGGCCUGAUGCCCAGCCUGGGAGUAGAACAGAUGUGUGUUCUCAUGGUUGGUAUAUGUAUGUAUCCCCUGGGGUGUUGUUACCUGUACUCCUAGAAAGACAAGGUCAAGGUGAUAGAAUGGAGACAUUUUAUAAUUGACAUUUUGGCUGACUCUCCACAUAGAGGCAGAAGGAAAGAGCACCAGAAGGACCGAACUCUACUGUGAUGAUAACAGUCACCCUGAAAAUACAACUUUGGAGAGCUGAGGAGAGACCUAAUCUAGCAAGACAGAGCAGGACAUGCACACACUAGUCCUUAAACCCCUCACAAUGUCAGAGAGAGAGAGACCAACUCUUGAUAGACCAGGCAAACCAUCACUGUACUUAUUACACUGUAAUAAUCACCUGAAUGCUUGUUGGCAUUCUCAACACAAAUAGGCUAGGUGCCGCUACUGUAUUAACAAAAUGUGAAACUUUGAGGUUUGAAGCACUUAAAUGCAUAUGUAUUAUAAAGCUAACAGCUGUUGAGUUUGGUUUUGAAUAGUAAAUACAUGUUUAUAUACUGAACAAAAAUAUAAAUACACCGAUUUUUACUGAGUUACAGUUCAUAUGGAAAUCAGUCAAUUUAAAUCAAUUCAUUAGGCCCUAAUCUAUGGAUUUCACAUGACUGAGCAGGGGUGCAGCCAUGGGUGGGCCUGGACAUAUGCACUUGGGAGCCAGCCCCACCAACUGGGGAGCCAGCCCAUCAGAAUUACCCCCCCACACACACACACACACACACAAAAUGGCUUUAUUACAGACAUAUUCCUCAGCACACCCCCAGACGAUCCCCCAGGUGAAGAAGCUGGGUUUGGAGCUCCUGGGCACGUGGUCUGUAGUUGAGGCCGGUUGGAAAUACUGUCAAAUUCUCAAAAAUUACGUUGGAGGUGGCUUAUGGUAGAAAGAUGAACAUUCAAUUCUCGGGUAACACCUCUGGUGGGCAUUCCUGAAGUCAGAAUGCCAAUUGCACGCCCUACCUCAACUUGAAACAUCUGUUGUGUGACAACUGCAUAUUUUAGUGGCCUUUUUAUUGUGCCCGGCACAAGGUGCAUCUGUGUAAUCAUCAUGCUGCUUAAUUAGCUUCUUGAUAUGCCACACCUGUCAGGUAAUGGAUUAUCUUGGCAAGGACAAAUUCUCUUAAUAGGGAUGUAAAGCAAAUUUGUGCAUUUGAGAGAGAAAUAAGCUUUUUGUGCAUAUGGAACAUUUCUCUGAGCUUUUAUUUCAGUUCAUGCAACAUGGGAGAAACACUUAACAUGUUAAGUUUAUAUUUUUGUUCAGUAUAGAUACUGGGAAUGCAGUUCUCUCAUAAUUAAAGUGUGCAUAUGGAUAGAGAGGUGUUUACGUUUGUAGUACUAUCGCUUGCUUUGUGCCUUAUUUUCACUCCUGGUGUAAGGAGGGGGUCGGUCGUUCCACCAAUUUGAUUUUUGUUGUAAAGAUUCCUGUCAAAGCGCUUUGACGGAAUGGAAGCUUGUUUCCAACAGGGAGGGGGGCAAUUGAAUGUGAGCUUGAACAUUUCGGAAAUCGUUAACAUUUCUAGCCUAUCUAUGGGUAACAGGGUUGGUGUUUUAUGCUUGACCCACUCUGUUUUCCAGCACAAAAUACCAGAAAAGGUGCAAAGAAAACAAAGACUAGUACCAGCUCACCUGGUAUUUACACUGAAAUUACUACUAAAUGUUCCAUAUUGAAAGAUGUAUUGAAUUAUCCAUGUGGUCUAAAAUAUUAAAGGGCAAUUCAUUUAUAACAGGCUUUAAAAGUUCUAUAUUUGUACUUUAAAAUAUCAAAGGGAUGCAAAAGGCACUAAUUUCUCAUUGACUGUAUAAAUCAUCUGAUCACACUGAAUUUGUGAUAACCCAAUGUUGAAUAUUGUCAAAAAAAAGUAUAGAUUGUUUUAUGCAAAGGUUUAACACCAAUGUACUCUGAAAAGUUUGCUGUCUUGAGUCAACUAUCCUGCUAUUUCUGUCAUCUCUAACCAGCACAGGGGAGGAAUAGAUCGAAAGCCACCUACAGAGUUUUGGGGCACUACGGAAAUGGAAAAGUUAAGAAACUAACUGGCAUGCGUGGGUUGGGUGAGGGGUGAGUGAGUGAGUGAGUGAGUGAGGAGCAGGUGGGGGAUUAGGUGUCGUAAAUCUUCCUGGGGGGAGGGGGGCAGUCUGAGAGAAUCCUUCAUGACCUCCCCUGGCAGAAUAACAGCUGUGGCGCUUGGGGGUAAACUUAAACCUCAGCAUGUCAUGACGCUAAAGACAGGAAUUUCUUCAGGUUUUCAGUACACGCUGAACUUACAAGAGUGAUCCCUCACCAAACCAGUUUCAAACCAAUGCACAUUCUACCAUGAUACAUGUGAUUAGUAAAGUGGCCACCAGGGGGCCUACUUGCAUCUGUUUCAUUAUACUAACAAUGACAAGUAACCUGCUGUGAGUUUAUGAUAUUGCUGUUCAUAUAAUACAAUAAUAAUAAUUACAUUUUCCCCUGAACUAUGACAAUUAUUGAACUAUGACAAGUUUAACCUGCAGGGAACAUCAGGUCAGAGCUCCUGAUAUGAGUUAUGGGACAUUUGGAGAACUAAUCACCUUUAUUUGCCAAGUAUAUUUGCAAGUACAGGAAUUUGACUCUGUGAAAUUGUGCUGCAACAAUAAACAAAAUAUAGAGAAUA